Anneissia japonica is the source of this 845-nucleotide messenger RNA. RefSeq lists its product as uncharacterized. The coding region runs from base 4 to 657 and encodes 217 amino acids. The transcript has a single exon. Lineage: Eukaryota; Metazoa; Echinodermata; Crinoidea; Comatulida; Comatulidae. The record is from RefSeq and is a predicted model, not a curated record.
UGUAUGGAGUGUGGUAGCCUUUUAGAUGUACAGAAACGCUUUAGAGGUACAAUGGUCAUCUACGAGUGGACCUGCAUCAAUAAUCAUGUUGGGCGAUGGGAGUCACAGCCUCUUGUGCGAGGCAUGCCUCAGGGCAACCUGGACUUAAGCGGUUCUAUACUCUUCAGUGGUGGAACAUACACUAAGGUGCUUGAUAUGGCAAAUGUUCUUAACUUAAAUAUUUUAACAGAGCGGCAUUACUUGAAUAUUCAACGUCCAUUGCUCUUCCCUGUUGUUGAGUCGCUGUAUCAGGAACAGCAUCAAUUGUUGCUGUCUUCUUUUCGCUCCAAACACGUUUUUUUGGGAGGUGAUGGACGAAGUGAUUCGCCAGGUCAUAAUGCAAAAUACCUAUCGUAUUCUUUUGUUGAUGAGGAAAGUGACAAAAUCUUGCACUUUGAAUUAGUACAGGUAACGGAAGCACCGGGCCAGGCAUCAACAAAUAUGGAGCGCUUAGCUUUUAACAGGGGAAUGCAGUAUUUGCAAGAUGAAAAUGUUAUUGUUGAUGGGAUUGCUACUGAUAGACACCCACAGAUAGCAAGUGAUAUGGACAAAAAUACAAAGAAUUGUCACAUGAAUUUGACAUUUUCCAUGUGGCAAAGAACAUUGACAAAAAGUUAGGUCAAAAGGCGAAGGCUAAGGGAUGUGAGGACCUGGGAUUGUGGCGUACAUCAAUCAAAAAUCAUCUGUGGUGGUGUUGUUCAUCAUGUGAGGGUGACUACACGGUAUGUAAAAAAAAGUAAAAAUGUUUGGCUGUUACAUACACAUGCAUGUUGUCUCAAAUAUUGAUACAGUAAUUACUUUUUCGG